AUGGCCUUUGGACGAACCACAAUCCUGAAACAGAAAACUGGUAAUGAAAACUUCAACAGACCAUGGGAUGACUACAAGAAUGGAUUUGGAAACAUUUCAGGAGAUCACUGGCUGGGCAAUGACUACAUCCACUACAUCAGCUACAGCAGAAAACACUCACUCUUGGUGCAGGUUGAGACAGGAAGCAGCUAUUAUCAGUAUUUCAUGCAGGAGUUUGGAGUAAAUGAUGAAUCAAGUAAUUAUAACCUGACGUUUGGGUCUCACUUCCCCAGUAACAAGUAUCUUGAAUCCCUCGGAGACUGCCUAGGACCGUUGUACGGUUCAUCAUUCAGCACCCCGGAUCGCGAUAAUGACAAUAGUGCUCGGAACUGCGCUCAGGACUUUCAGUCAGGCUGGUGGUUCAAAGACUGCUCCACCUGCAAUCCCACAGGCGUUUAUGAGGCAUCACCCGUUGGUGGACAAGCUGGAGCAGCUGACAGUACCCUCCAUUGGACCCCUGGGGAGGGACUGGGAAACCGGUCCCCAAGACAGAUGAUCUUGUACCUGGUCUACAACAACCCAGAUACUUGGGGAUAA
Haliotis rubra (blacklip abalone) is the source of this 576-nucleotide messenger RNA. Its product is annotated as fibrinogen-like protein 1. Lineage: Eukaryota; Metazoa; Mollusca; Gastropoda; Lepetellida; Haliotidae. Bases 1 to 576 code for a protein of 191 amino acids. The transcript has a single exon. The record is from RefSeq and is a predicted model, not a curated record.